AUGUCUAGCUUGAAAGACUUUCUUUACAAAAAUGUCAGGGUAAUAUCGACAGAUGGAAGAUUGUUCCAAGGGAAACUUGAAGGAUUCGAUAAUUCCACUAAUAUUGUCAUUUCAGGAUGUAUUGAAAUAAUAGUUAAAUCGUCAGAUGAGGAAUUCCAACAACUUGAGAUGGGAAUUUAUCUUUUAAGAGGUACCAACAUAGUGUGUAUUGGAGAAAUUGAAGGAGAAGUCGAUUGGGAAAAGAUUGAAGGUGAUAAAUUAAAAGGAACUAAGAACCCUUUAUAG
Messenger RNA from Yamadazyma jaroonii, 285 nucleotides. The record is from the annotation of a GenBank genome assembly. Lineage: Eukaryota; Fungi; Ascomycota; Pichiomycetes; Serinales; Debaryomycetaceae.